Molecule: messenger RNA, 2985 nt
Organism: Oncorhynchus gorbuscha (pink salmon)
Lineage: Eukaryota; Metazoa; Chordata; Actinopteri; Salmoniformes; Salmonidae
Product: mitofusin-1-like
Exons: 18
Coding region: 183-2417 (744 amino acids)
Biological process (GO): mitochondrion localization; mitochondrial fusion
Cellular component (GO): mitochondrial outer membrane
Molecular function (GO): GTP binding; GTPase activity
Source: RefSeq, a predicted model, not a curated record
UUUGCCCUGAUCGUUUGGAGCUGCUGGGACUGAGUAAUAAAUUAAUUGUUAGCUAGCGACCUGUAUCAAGAACCUUACCAAAUAUUGACUAUUCAUUAUCGGCAAUAAGGGUUACCCCUGUCUGUGGUAUGAAAAGGUAGCUUUGGCCAUCUCGCCUGAAGUUGUGAUCAGAAAGCUGAAGCAUGGAUUCGCCUCAGGACGACUUCUCUCCACUCAAACGCUUUGUAGUGGCCAAGAAAAAGAUAAGUGACGUGUUUGAUCAACUGCUGGAGUAUGUGAAGGAAGGUUCUGUGUUUGUAGAAGAAACUUGUCGGAAUGACGCCUUAGAGAAUAUUGCAAGUCGGGAGCAACAGGAGCAGAUUCGGGCGUAUGCCGGCAAACUGCAAACUAUAAAAGAUGUGCUGGCACGCAGACACAUGAAGGUGGCCUUCUUUGGCAGGACGAGUAAUGGGAAGAGUACAGUGGUGAAUGCCAUGCUGAGGGACCGCGUGCUGCCCAGUGGCAUGGGUCACACCACCAACUGCUUCCUGAGUGUGGAGGGAACGGACUCGAACAAUGCUUACCUCAAGACUGAGGGCUCAGAGGAGGAGAAGAGCAUCAAGACUGUGAACCAGCUGGGUCACGCGCUGCACAUGGACCAGAGUCUGGAUGCAGGCUGCCUGGUCCGAGUCUUCUGGCCCAAGACCAAGUGUGCCCUGCUCCGAGACGACCUGGUCCUUGUAGACAGCCCUGGGACAGAUGUCACCACACAGCUGGACAGCUGGAUCGACAAGUUCUGCCUGGACGCUGACGUCUUUGUGCUGGUGGCCAACUCUGAAUCAACCCUAAUGAACACGGAGAAGCAUUUCUUCCACAAGGUGAACGAGAAGCUCUCCAAACCCAACAUCUUCAUUCUCAACAACCGCUGGGACGCCUCAGCCAAUGAGCCAGAGUAUAUGGAGGAUGUUCGAAAGCAGCACACGGACCGCUGCGUCAACUUCCUGGUGGAGGAGCUGAAGGUGGUGGACCGGGAGCAGGCGCCCAACCACAUCUUCUUUGUGUCAGCCAAGGAGGUGCUCAACUCCCGCAUGCAACGUGCCCAGGGCAUGCCUGAGUCUGGUGGAGCUUUAGCCGACGGUUUCCAGGAGAGGCUCAAGGAGUUCCAGAGUUUCGAGGGGAUAUUUGAGGAGUGUAUCUCUCAGUCAGCAGUGAAAACAAAGUUUGAGCAGCACACUAUCAGGGCCAAGCAGAUCACUGAAACGGUCAAAGCCAUCAUGGACGCAAUCAACAUCAAGGCAGCAGAGAGGAGAGUGGCCUCAUUGGAGGACCGUGAGUACCAGAUGGACCGUCUGGAGUUUGUGACGAACCAGCUCCAGCUGCUCAUAGAAGAUAUCAAGAAGAAGAUCAAGGCUGUCACAGUGGAGGUGGAGAGCAAGGUGUCCAGCGCCAUGGGCGAAGAGAUCUGUCGUCUCAACGUGCUCAUCGAGGAGUUCCGCUCGGACUUCCACCCCUUGCCCGACAUCCUCAAGCGCUACAAAUCAGAGCUGCUGAGCCACAUCGAGGAAGGCAUGGGUAAGAACCUGGCCUUCCGCUGCUCCAACGCCGUCAACGCCUCCGUGCAGUCCUCCCAGAGAGACAUGAUCGAGAGUCUGCAGCCUCUGCUGCCCCCUGCUGUUCAGAACCAGAUACAGAUGCUGGUGCCCUGUCACAAAUUUGACCUGAGCUACGACCUGAACUGUGCCACGCUCUGCUCGGACUUCCAGGAAAACAUAGAAUUCCAGUUCUCGAUGGGUUGGACGGCGCUGGUCAACCGCUUCCUGGGGCCCACCAACGCCAAUCGGGCCCUUAUGCUGGUCGACAAUAACUUCCCGAUGACGCGCUCCCUGUCCACCACACCCUCCAGCGGACCCUCCAGUGUUGCCGUUGCCCAGCCCCAGGACGCCGCGCUCUCCCAGGAGGACCUGAUGUCCGUGGCCACCAACCUGGCCUCCCUCGCCUCCCGCACGUCCAUGAGCAUGGUCAUCGUCGGAGGAGUGGUGUGGCGGACGGUGGGCUGGCGGCUCAUAGCCCUGUCGGCCUCCAUGUACGGCCUGCUCUACCUGUGGGAGAAGCUCACGUGGACCACCAAGGCCAAGGAGUGCGCCCUGAAGCGCCAGUUUGUGGACUACGCCACAGAGAAGCUGCAGCUGAUUGUCAGCUUCACCAGUGCCAACUGCAGCCACCAGGUUCAGCAGGAGAUGGCCACGACCUUUGCUCGGCUGUGUCAGCAGGUUGACCUGACAAAGAGGGAGCUGGAGGGAGAGAUCAGCCGACUGACCGCCAAGGUCCAGACUCUGGAGACCGUCCAGUCCCGCUCAAAGAUCCUCCGGCACAAAGCCACGGAGUUGGAGAGGCAGUUGGAGACUUUUACAGACCAAUAUCUGAAUCCCCAUCAUUGAUGAUCCUCUUCACUGGAGCCUGUCUUGGCAUUGACUCGCCAUGCCUGGACUCCCCCCUCAGAGAAAAUAUGUCCAUGCUUGAUAGUGUUCCUCCUGGAAUUUCCCCGCCUCAAAACAGAUGUUUCUCCAAAAGAUUUGGGGAAGUGUCCAGUCUUCCACACACACAUUAUUGAAAGACUUUGCAGAGAACAAACUGCCUGUUUGUUGAACUAACACAACUGCCUGUUGUGUUGCAAAUACAAACUCAAAUGUGAAUACAGUUCCAAAGUUGGAGACAUAAAACCUGGGCUGUGAUGAAGUUGGGUGCUGUAUCCUGUACAUUGAAACUACUGCUCUUUUUAACUGUAAAUAUGCGUUUUACUCAUGAAGUAAAUGUGUGUAUGUUUAGACAAAUGUAGGCAUGUGAUUUUCAUUCAGUGCUGAGUUUGUUCUGGUUCACCCUUGGUACUGGUACCCCCAUUGUAUGUAUUUUAAGACAUUCGGAAAGUAUACAGACAGCCUUAUUCUAAAAUGUUUUUGUUUUGCUCAUCGAUCUACACACAAUACCCCAUCAAGGCAAAUGGUGGCU